AACUACGGUGUUCCAUCUGUAUUCAAUCUAUUUGCCGCAGAACUUUCGUAGGUUUGUUUUAUUUGUCCAUCUUCUUCAACGAGAGAGUUGUGUGUUUUGAUCGAAGAAAAGCUUUCGGUCUUUGUAAUCAACAGGGUGUGGAAGAAGUAAUGGCAAAAAGCACGUUCAAGCAAGAGCAUGACCUAGAGAAGAGAAGCGCAGAGGCUGCUCGGAUUAGAGAGAAGUAUCCAGAUAGGAUUCCGGUGAUUGUUGAGAAGGCUGAGAAGAGUGAUAUACCAACCAUCGACAAGAAAAAAUACCUAGUCCCGGCGGAUUUGACAGUAGGGCAAUUUGUGUAUGUGAUUCGCAAAAGAAUCAAACUGAGCGCAGAGAAGGCUAUCUUUAUAUUUGUCGACAAUGUUCUUCCUCCAACAGGUGCGUUGAUGUCUGCAGUGUACGAAGAUAAAAAGGAGGAGGAUGGGUUCCUCUAUGUCACUUACAGCGGGGAGAACACAUUUGGAUAUGGAUCUCCGUAGAAGCUCUCUCUCUUGCUGGAUAAUUUCAUUCUACCUUCUUUCUGUACUUCGCAUAUCAUCUUCUUAUUAGUUAUUUAAGCAAGCAAUCAGCCUAUGUACUUCCCUAAGGACGUUCGAUUGGGCGUUGAUGUGUACAGAAAACAUGAAAUAAUGUAUAUAAACUAUGCUCUAAUAAUAAUAUAUUUUAGUUUCUUCAAAUAA
Molecule: messenger RNA, 716 nt
Organism: Raphanus sativus (radish)
Lineage: Eukaryota; Viridiplantae; Streptophyta; Magnoliopsida; Brassicales; Brassicaceae
Product: autophagy-related protein 8f
Exons: 6
Coding region: 150-515 (121 amino acids)
Biological process (GO): cellular response to nitrogen starvation
Source: RefSeq, a predicted model, not a curated record